Cetraspora pellucida is the source of this 149-nucleotide messenger RNA. The record is from the annotation of a GenBank genome assembly. NCBI's taxonomy places the organism in Eukaryota, Fungi, Glomeromycota, Glomeromycetes, Diversisporales, Gigasporaceae.
AUGUUGAAGUUAUAACAAGUCGAAUUAAAAAACUUAAUAUAGAACAGCAAUACCAAGAAGCAGAAACAAACUAUUUUACAGAAAUAAGAAUGGAAGUUAAAAAAGAAAAGAUCAAUGAAAACAUAUCAGUAGAACCAAAUGAAACUUAA